GCAAAAUGAAAGUCUCGUAAUGUUUCGCGAGAUUUAACUUGCCAACUGUUCCGGAGUGCUUUGUCGACAAUUGGGAUUUUCAGCCGAUUAGGAAGAUGUUAAAAGUUAUCUGGAAUAUCAUUAAAAAGAUUUUUGGGGUCCUCUUCCUCCUGUGUGCUCCUUUGAAACGACUCUGGUGCCGAAGGAAACGACGAACAUCUGACACCAUCUUGCCGCUAGCCAAUCAUUACCCUUUAGUAGAAAACCUUAACUCAAACUAUUCACCAUUGAACGGAAACCCGGGGCCUGAUUUGGCGCCGUGGGAUAGCUGGGAGGAACAGCAGAAGGUGCGGUCGGUGGAAGAAUACCGUCAGAGACAGUUGCUACAGCAACAGAACUCCCAGGAGCCCGAACCAGAGCCGGACUACUUUCAGGAUAUGACCCCAAAAUACCAGAAACAGAAAAAGGUUUUGAUCAAGAAAAAAGAAGCCAGCUACAGUGGUUCAAUAUCAAGUAAACUGGCAGUGGCAGAAGACCUUCCUGUGAUGCAGACAUCAGAGCUGGGUAGCUGGGAGGAUGAGCAGGGGAACGCCUGGGAGGAGGAGGCUGUGGAUGACAGCGACCUGGCGUGGGAGGCGGACGUCCUGGUGCGUGAGAAGAAGAGGCAGGAGCGCCACCUACAGCAGCAGCGUCGCAAGCAAGAGCGGGAUCAGCAACGGCACGCCAAGCCUCAGAGCCAUCUAUCAGCGGUGAAGCUUUCAUGAGACUGAAUUUCAGUUGUUUAUGUACUUAUGUAAACAUUUUUACAUGUGCACAUUUGGAUUUGAAUUGUGGGAACUGCCAUGGACUGAAUUUAGCGAAAUCUCACAGUCAUUGAUCAGCUGUGCAGCUUUCUUGAGACUGAAAUUGGUAUUGAUUAGUGCACUGAAGGAAUUCAAUACAUGAAAAUGAAAAAAAGAAAAGAAAGCAAAAACAUUAGAUUAAUUUACCAGCAGUGAAGCAUUCAUGAGAAGUUUAUUGACUUCACUUGUCGCCAGCGGCAUGGUCAUGAUUGCAUCACAUAAGUGCUAAAUCUCUUAUUAUUUGUUCCAUUUGAAGUACACUCCAGGUGGACCUUUUAACUGAUACAUUUGUUCAUCAGUGCUAAAUGUGUUAUUGGUGACCGAGAAAUGACCCUAUUGACAGAGCAUGUAGGCUAUAAAGUGCAAGUGAAUGAAGAAGUGGACAGCUAAGGGUAAAACGAAAUUUUUCCUGGAAAAAAUUAGGUGCUGUAAAGGAGAACCAGUUAAAUGUUCACAGAAGCUGAGUCAAAGUGGCUUUGGGAAUACUCAUCGUUUGCACUAUAACAUGGGGAAAUAUUUUUAUGUCCCCCACUAUAGUAGUGGGGGACAUAUUGUUUUUGCCCUGUCUGUUGGUUGGUUGGUUUGCGCCAACUUUAACAUUUUGCAAUAACUUUUGCUAUGUUGAAGAUAGCAACUUCAUAUUUGGCAUGCAUGUGUAUCUCUUGAAGCUGCACAUUUUGAGUGGUGAAAGGUCAAGGUCAUCCUUCAAGGUCAGAGUCAAAUAUAUGUGGCCAAAAUCGCUCAUUUUAUGAAUACUUUUGCAAUAUUGAAGAUAGCAACUUGAUAUUUGGCAUGCAUGUGUAUCUCAUGGAGCUGCACAUUUUGAGUGGUGAAAGGUCAAGGUAAUCCUUCAAGGUCAGAGGUCAAAUAUAUGUGGCCCAAAUCGCUUAUUUUAUGAAUACUUUUGCAAUAUUGAAGAUAGCAACUUGAUAUUUGGCAUGCAUGUGUAUCUCAUGGAGCUGCACAUUUUGAGUGGUGAAAGGUCAAGGUCAUCUUUCAAGGUCAGAGGUCAAAUAUAUGUGGGCCAAAUUGCUUUUUUUAUGAAUACUUGUGCAAUAUUGAAGAUAGCAACUUGAUAUUUGGCAAGCAUGUGUAUCUCAUGGAGCUGCACAUUUUGAGUGGUGAAAGGUCAAGGUCAUCCUUCAAGGUCAAAUAUAUGGGUCAAAAUUGCUCAUUGAAUGUCACUUCUGCAAUAUUGAAGCUAGCAAUUUUAUAUUUGAAAUGCGUGUGUUUCACAAGGAGCUGCACAUUUUGAGUGGUGAAGGGUCAAGGUCAUCCUUCAAGGUCAAACGUCAUAUAGGGGGACAUUGUGUUUCACAAACACAUCUUGUUCACACCUGCCAAAAGCUGCAUGUAGAUAAUACAUUAUUUUCAUAAUCAUUAAAACGUCAAAUUUGUACUUAGUUUUGUAUCAUUAUGGUCCUACUUUUUAGAAGUGGGCCUUAGUUUUCUUUGCAUUAAUCAGUCUGUUGGUUCAUACACCUUUUGUUUCCUUGUGAUAAAUACAGACCUACAUCCAUGCAAUGUGGUGUAGUUUUUACACGUGUUGAAUGUAAAAUGCUUACUGAAAUUGAGGUCAUCCGGUCUAAGGUCACAUGCGCUAUCAUAAAAAUGAUAAAAGUGGUUUCUGCACAAAAUCUAAAGAAUUCAUAGGAUUAUGUUACUUAGUGUGCGCUUGAGUUUUAAUGAAGGAUGACCCUGCAGAUUUUUAAAUCUAGAUAUUAACAUGGACAACAUUGCUGCAAGUGGGGGGGGGGGGGGCAACAACAAUAUUGACAAUUAGCACUGCUCUUUACCAGUACAUGUAUACCUGAACAAAGUUUGCAGAUUUAGGGUUUUACAGGAAAUGUCAAGUGUCAGCUAAAUACAUAAUAUACUGCACUCUCAUUACUGUUGCAUCUGGAUUCCAACACAAACCAAUGAUAUGUCUAUGGAUUACGAUGAAUAUUAAUGUCUUUUGUGACUUCGGUAAUACUUUUUUUUAAAGGAAUUAUGUUUUGUCUGGAUCUUAAAAUUGUGGAUAAGUCUAUUCACAAAAUGAACAAAACUUCUUUAAGUAAAUGUCUCAUAAAUAAAUAUGACUUUGAAGUAUUUGAUAAUUGCAAAUGCUGUGUAAUGCUACAAACAUUCCACAUUGAUUUGUGUUUCUUAACCUACUAGUAUCUAUGGGGAAUAAUCUUUCUUUUUUUUCGUUAACUUUUGUUUAUUUAAAUGCAAAUUAUUAUAAUGUAUUAUUAUUCGGGACAAAGUUUUGUAAGGUUUCUUUAUAUAAAAUGUAAACUAGUCUUGUUUUGUUUGGAUCUUUUAUCACCGUAUAAUUCAUUGUGUACAUGAUUAUAUUGUGUAUGUGCAUACACUUUAAAAAUGCAUUAGGUUCUAUUGCAGUUUCAUUUCAUUGAAAUGCAAAACUUGGUGGAGGAUGUAAUUUGCACACAAUCAUUGGUGAACGGUCAUGUAUGAAAAAAGGAAACAAAAUGCGCUUCUAUUCAUGUUAAGUUUGUUAUCUUUUUUGAAUGAAUGUAUAUUCGAAAGUGUAUAUAUUGAAUGUUAUUAAUUUGAAAUACAAUUAUUAUGCAUG
This is a messenger RNA of Dreissena polymorpha, 3399 nucleotides long. RefSeq names its product receptor-binding cancer antigen expressed on SiSo cells-like. Gene Ontology annotation, cellular component: secretory granule. The transcript has 5 exons. NCBI's taxonomy places the organism in Eukaryota, Metazoa, Mollusca, Bivalvia, Myida, Dreissenidae. Bases 96 to 743 code for a protein of 215 amino acids. The record is from RefSeq and is a predicted model, not a curated record.